Molecule: messenger RNA, 2930 nt
Organism: Musca domestica (house fly)
Lineage: Eukaryota; Metazoa; Arthropoda; Insecta; Diptera; Muscidae
Product: chromatin-remodeling complex ATPase chain Iswi
Exons: 2
Coding region: 169-2061 (630 amino acids)
Biological process (GO): nucleosome organization; regulation of transcription by RNA polymerase II
Cellular component (GO): nucleus; chromatin
Molecular function (GO): ATP binding; DNA binding; chromatin binding
Source: RefSeq, a predicted model, not a curated record
UUUGGUGUUCAAAAAGUGCGCGCCUUUGAAGCAAAUAGAAAUACACUCACGCUCACCUCCUAACAAGGAUAAAGAUAGUUAUCAUUUGUAAUUUGUUUCUUGAAUAGUUAAGUCCUGGUUUGUUUUUUUUGCGUUCUGUAGUAUUGUUGUGCCAAAAAAUAAAAAAACAUGAAGCGUCAUGAAAGAGAAAAUGUCCUGGUAGCAGACAAGGAGAAUAUGGCCGACAACAAACGUAAACGAUCGUCGGAAGUUGUUAAUCCGUCAGCCAAAAAACAACGAUUAUCAUCGAUCGAUAGCACCGAUGAAAUGGAUCGUAGCCAACGUUUGGAAUACCUGUUGCAAAAGAGUGAAGCACUCUCAAAUUUCGUGUCUGCCAAAUCAAACAAUAACAACACGGCGAACGCACCCCCAAAAAAGCCAACAAAAAAACCUAAAACAAAUAAUAAAAAAACUGCCGAAGAUAUUCAAAAUAAUAACAAUGGACCCAUUCGUUUCGACUCAUCGCCCAGCUAUAUUAAGGGUCAAAUGCGUGACUAUCAAAUUGCCGGUUUAAAUUGGAUGAUAUCGUUACACGAAAAUAACGUGGCUGGCAUUUUGGCCGAUGAAAUGGGUCUGGGAAAGACACUUCAAACCAUAUCACUGUUGGGCUAUUUGAAGCACUAUUGCAAUGAGGCUGGUCCCCAUAUGAUAAUUGCCCCUAAAUCGACCUUACAAAACUGGAUGAACGAAUUCAAGAAAUGGUGUCCAACGAUUAAGGCGAUUUGUCUUAUUGGCGCCAAGGAGGAGCGUAAGGAAUUUAAGAGCAACGUUUUUCUAAAAAUGGAUUGGGAUGUUUGCGUUACAUCGUACGAAAUGAUUCUGUGUGAAAAGGCAUUUUUGCGAAGAGUCCAAUGGCGGUACAUGAUCAUUGAUGAGGCACAUCGCAUUAAGAAUGAAGAGACAGUGUUGUCCAAAUACAUACGACUAUUCAGUAUUACAAAUAGGCUCUUGCUAACCGGCACACCGGUGCAUAACAAUUUACAUGAGCUGUGGGCAAUGCUGAAUUUUAUGCUACCCGAUAUUUUCAAUAGUGCUGAUGAUUUUGAUCAAUGGUUCAACACCGAUGCCUGUUUGGAUGAUGCAUCGAUGGUAAAGAGAUUACAUGCCAUAUUGGAACCUUUCCUUUUGAGACGUCUGAAGGUGGAUGUCGAAAAAACUCUAAAGCCAAAAAAGGUGACAAAAAUAUACGUUGGCAUGACAAAAAUGCAAAACGAAUGGUACAAGAAAAUUCUCGCUAAAAAUGUUACACAGCCUAACAACAUUGAUGGCACUGAGAAGAAAGUAACGCUGUUUAAUACCCUGAUGCAAUUGCGCAAAGUUACAAAUCAUCCGUAUUUAUUUGCGGGUGCCGAACCAGGACCACCAUUCAGCACCGACAGGCACAUUGUUGAUAAUAGUGGAAAAAUGAUGGCCUUGGACAAGCUGUUGCCCAAAUUGCGGGACCAGGGUUCAAGAGUUUUAAUUUUCUCACAAUUCACCACCAUGUUGGAUAUUUUGGAAGAUUAUUGCACCUGGCGUUCAUUUCCCCAUUGUCGAUUGGAUGGAGACACACGACACGAGGAGCGUGAUCAACUAAUACAGCAGUACAAUGCCAAAAAUUCCAAAUUAUUUAUUUUCAUGCUUUCCACCAGGGCCGGUGGCUUGGGUAUUAAUUUAACCACUGCCGAUGUGGUCAUAUUCUAUGAUUCCGAUUUAAAUCCUCAAAUGGAUCUACAGGCCAUGGAUCGUUCGCAUCGCAUUGGCCAAACGAAAAAAGUGCGCGUGUUUCGUUUGAUUACGGAAAACACCGUGGAGGAGAGAAUCAAUCAGCUGGCUGAAAAGAAACUGGAAUUGGAUAAAACGGUCAUACAAAAGGGCAGAAAUCCCUUUGUAUUGAGCAAAGAUGUUAUUUUGAAUAUAAUACGAUCGGAAAUGUUGGCGGAAAGAAAAGAUUUUGUUUUGUCAGAAGAAGAGAUAGAUGCUGUGGUGGCGCGGGACGAUGAUGAUGAUGAUGAGAAUAAUAAUAAUAAUGAAAAACCUUGAAGGCAUAGAGGAUUUUUUAAGAUAUGAUAUUAAACAUUUGUUGCAGGUUUUGCAAUUAAGUGAGCGAGUGAGAGGAAGAAAAUUUUCAGUUUAGAUUUAAAGUUGUAUUAAAAAAAUUAUCACAUUAUUGCAUUGCAUUUAAAAAACAUAAGAAUCUAAUGAUCUGUUUUUCUAUAACGUCACCAAAGUGAGUUCGAAAGACAAACACCCAUUCCUUGCAUGUUUUUGUUCAUACAAAAAAAAAAACAUUGUUGGAAUUGGUGUUUUUCUUUCAUAUACAAAUUCCUAUCAUCAUAGAAAAACGAUUCUAAAUUAAUUUGAAAAUAUAUUUAUUUUAGUUUUCAUCAUUAGAAAUACAUGACAUUUUUUGACCCUUUUCGAAAACUAUAAAAAUAUAAGCAUCUGCUUUAGAAAAUUUUAUGUGACACCAGAAACGUAUAUUUUUAAAAAAAACAUUCAGAUACAUCGCUAGUACCACUAUAUAAAUGUUUUUUUUUUUUUGUUCAUUCCGUUUAUUGCACCGACCAUAAUCUGACUUGACCAUGUUUUAUGCUAUAUAUUUUUUAUUUCCCCAUUAUUAAAGUUUUCAUAUUGAAUAAAUUAUGACAAAAUGAUGACUAUCUUCACGUAAUAACUACCUCAUAACAGGACCAAGAACUAUGAAUACCAGACAUUUAUGUAUUUCAUUUAUGUAAACGUGUAAAAUACCUAAACUAUGUUAAGUUUCUUUUUGUUUUGUUUCUUCUCUCAAUAUUUAUUUUUGUUUAUGAAAGAGGUUACAAUCACAAUUUACGUUUUGUUUUAAGGAAUCAGUAUUAUAACGAAAUAAAUGUUUUGUGUUCAAAUUGAUAUGAUUUUAUAAAAUAUAA